AUGACUGCUUUUCGGAAUCUGGAUGGAACAACGACUGCAUCAAGAAAGGGAAUUGAAACAAUCAUUAACAACUUCUGCUCUGGUCUCUUCGGCUUCGGCAGCCAUGUUCACUUGCCUCCUCACUAUCUGGGAGAAGUUGGACAUGUCAUUCCAGAGGUUCUCCAGUUCGAAGUACGACAUACUAUUCUGUCGGUAGGAAGUCGUGCCAACACUCUGUCCCGAAAAGAUAAGGCCAGUACAUCAGAAGAACCCUCUCCUAGUACUUGUCAACACUCCGUCUCUUUACACGUUGCCCGUCGAAAUGCAAGGUUCCUAGAUAGUGGAUGA
Molecule: messenger RNA, 327 nt
Organism: Necator americanus (New World hookworm)
Lineage: Eukaryota; Metazoa; Nematoda; Chromadorea; Rhabditida; Ancylostomatidae
Exons: 1
Coding region: 1-327 (108 amino acids)
Source: RefSeq, a predicted model, not a curated record